AUGGUUCUUUUAUUGGUAAUAUUGUUGAUUGAACACGUCGUUUCGGAUACUGAAAGACACUCUCGCAAGGAUUUGGAAAAGGGUCCAACAGAAACACUUGAGGGCGUCAAUUGCACCGAAGGACAAUAUAUCUACCAAAAUGAGUGUAUGAACUGUUCGGUGUAUUGUGAGGCUGGAGCGUGCAAAGACGAGACUGGGUGCUCGACAUGUGUAAGUAAUUAUUACUCAACAAACGGCGUGUGUAAUCUUUGCCCUAUGAACUGUGCUGAGGGGCAGUGCAUUAAUGGAGAUGGGUGUGUCAAGUGUAAUCCCGGGUAUGUGAUGAAGAACAAGAAGUGUGAAGUUGACCCGCGGUGCAUUCAUUGUGUUCAAGGGAAGUGUAAUGCGACUGGGUGUUAUGAGUGUGAACCAAAAUAUGAAUUAGUGAACAACUCAUGCUUUGACAACACUUGUCAGGAUUGUGAAUUGGGUCAUUGCGUGACGGGGUUUUGUGACGAUUGCGUCAAUGGGUUUUACUUAUACCACUCUAAGUGCAACAAAUGUGUACCCGAAUGCACAGAGAAUGGAUGUGCGGAUGGAUAUGGGUGUAUUGAAUGUAUUAAUGGAUAUGAGGCGAAGAAGGGUAUAUGUUUGGAAGUGACAUCAAGUGGUUCUGCAGGCUUGGCGUCAUGGGAGAUUGUGUUGAUUGUGGUUGUACCAUUAGUAUCAGUGAUAUUGAUUAGUGUAAUUGCUGUGGUAAUACUCCUUGUGUUGAGGAGAGUAAAUUCAGUGCAUGUGUUUUAA
This is a messenger RNA of Entamoeba invadens IP1, 783 nucleotides long. RefSeq lists its product as hypothetical. The record is from RefSeq and is a predicted model, not a curated record. NCBI's taxonomy places the organism in Eukaryota, Evosea, Mastigamoebida, Endamoebidae. The transcript is spliced from 2 exons. The coding region runs from base 1 to 783 and encodes 260 amino acids.